Molecule: messenger RNA, 2171 nt
Organism: Solea solea (common sole)
Lineage: Eukaryota; Metazoa; Chordata; Actinopteri; Pleuronectiformes; Soleidae
Gene: ap1m1
Product: adaptor related protein complex 1 subunit mu 1
Exons: 12
Coding region: 155-1426 (423 amino acids)
Biological process (GO): intracellular protein transport; vesicle-mediated transport
Cellular component (GO): clathrin adaptor complex; clathrin-coated vesicle
Molecular function (GO): clathrin-cargo adaptor activity
Source: RefSeq, a predicted model, not a curated record
UCGUCUGAGGACGGGUCGGUGCAGCAAAACGGGAAGAGUCGCUUUGCUCCAUUCAGUAUUAUGAAUUAAAAUCUGUUUUCAGAAUUCAUUACGUAUCAUAAAACUGUGCAGUAUUAAACACGAGCUGAACUAAGCUCGUAGAAAUUAGUUCAAGAUGUCUGCGAGUGCUGUUUAUGUUUUGGACUUAAAAGGAAAGGUGCUGGUGUGCCGAAAUUACAGAGGAGAUGUGGAUAUGUCAGAGAUUGAACACUUCAUGACCCUUUUGAUGGACAAAGAGGAGGAGGGGACACUCUCCCCAAUCCUGGCCCAUGGGGGAGUCCGUUUCAUGUGGAUCAAACACAAUAACCUCUACUUGGUUGCAACAUCCAAGAAAAAUGCGAGUGUCUCGCUGGUCUUUUCCUUCUUGUACAAAAUUGUUCAGGUUUUUUCAGAAUAUUUCAAAGAGUUGGAGGAGGAGAGCAUUAGAGAUAACUUUGUCAUCAUUUAUGAGCUGAUGGACGAGCUGAUGGACUUUGGUUAUCCACAGACCACGGACAGCAAGAUUCUGCAAGAAUAUAUAACCCAGGAGGGGCACAAGCUAGACACCGGUGCCCCACGACCCCCUGCAACCGUGACCAAUGCUGUCUCCUGGAGGUCAGAGGGCAUCAAGUACAGGAAGAAUGAGGUUUUCCUGGACGUCAUUGAGUCAGUCAACCUCCUGGUCAGUGCCAAUGGUAAUGUUUUACGCAGCGAGAUCGUUGGAUCAAUUAAGAUGCGCGUCUUCCUGUCUGGAAUGCCCGAGUUGCGCCUGGGCCUUAAUGACAAGGUUCUGUUUGAAAACACAGGACGAGGAAAGAGUAAAUCAGUCGAGCUGGAGGAUGUCAAGUUUCACCAGUGUGUCCGCCUGUCUCGCUUUGAGAACGACCGCACCAUCUCCUUCAUUCCUCCCGAUGGCGAGUUUGAGCUCAUGUCGUACCGCCUCAACACUCAUGUGAAGCCCUUGAUCUGGAUUGAAUCGGUCAUUGAGAAGCACUCCCACAGUCGGAUCGAGUACAUGAUCAAGGCCAAGAGUCAGUUUAAAAGGCGUUCCACAGCCAACAACGUGGAGAUCCACAUUCCUGUGCCAACGGAUGCUGACUCACCCAAAUUCAAGACCACAGUGGGCAGCGUCAAAUGGGUCCCCGAGAACAGCGAGAUCGUCUGGUCCAUCAAGUCCUUCCCUGGUGGGAAAGAGUAUUUGAUGCGAGCCCACUUUGGUCUGCCAAGUGUAGAAGCUGAAGACAAGGAGGGGAAGCCACCAAUCAGUGUCAAGUUUGAAAUCCCGUACUUCACCACCUCGGGCAUCCAGGUUCGAUACCUGAAGAUCAUUGAAAAGAGUGGGUAUCAGGCCUUGCCGUGGGUGCGUUACAUCACCCAAAAUGGAGAUUACCAGCUCCGGACCCAGUAGGCUGCGCUUCAGCCGGCAACAGGCAGGUGGAAAUCAGAGGGGCGGAGUCUGAACUGCUAAUGCGAUAUCAAUGGCAGGUGUCACUCAUGAGACCAGAGAACGGUCACUAUCUAGUUGUUAUUAUUUUUUUUUGUUCCAUUUGUUUUAUUUCUGAUCAAUGCAAAUAUGAGGUGGAGCCUUUGGAAAGGCAGCGUUACAGAGAAAGUACUGAUGUUUUACUACUGUGUGGCUCCUCAUGUGAGCAAGGAGUAAUGUUUACAUCCAACCAAUACAGUGCAGAGUUGUACACAAUCUAUCACAGUAGGUCAAAUGGCUUGUAAGCAAAUGUUACAGUUCUCAAAGUUACGGUUAUCAGCGCCACACACUGAGUCAGUAUGUUUUUACAAGCCUUUGUUCUGCCACAUUUCUGUUGAUUAUCUGUAUAUAUUUGUUACAUAUUAAUGAACUUUGAUUCAGUGUUAUUAGUUCAGGAGUAAAGUUCCUGUGUUUUGUAUCGUCACCUCCGCGCCAUUGGAACAUGUCAGAGCGACGCCUUCAGGCUCGGCUCGUUGUGCUUUUCUUCAUCAGUUUGACUCUGUUGACAUUAAGCUGUGCUAAAAAAAAAGAAAAGAAAAGUAAAUGCUGUGACGUCAAAUUGCACAGCAAACAUAAUGGCCCCCUUUUCCAAGCCCAACACCUGUUUCCCCUUUUCCCCGUCUGUAACCACACUGUUUGAAAUCAUUAAAAUGUCUAUUUAGAGAAAACU